UAUACACCUUCCCUCUCCCACUAAAAACCAGACAGAAUGAAUUCUUCUAUGUUUUCUUCUUUCCUCCACUUCUUCUUCAUCCUCAUGAUUUCUUCUUCUGCAACUGCAUGUGAUCGAUGCCUGCAUAACUCCAAGGUCGCCUACUUCUCCAGCGCAUCUGUCAUUUCCGGUGGGGCUUGUGGGUAUGGUUCUCUAGCCAAAAGUUUCAGUAACGGAAUGGUCGCUGCUGCUGCUCCUUCCAUCUACAAAAAUGGAGCUGGCUGUGGUUCCUGUUUUAAGAUAAGUUGCAAGAACGCCACUCUGUGUAGUAAACAGGGGACGAAAGUGAUAGUGACAGAUCUCAACAAGGACAACCGCACAGAUUUUGUCCUUACCAGUAGUGCUUUUGUCGCCAUGGCUAACAAAGGCAAGGAGCGCGAUAUUCUCAAUCUGGGUAUUCUCGAUGUCGAAUACAGAAGAAUACCAUGUGAAUACAAGAACAAGAACUUGACAGUUAGUGUGGAUGAGAGUAGCCAUAGACCAAGCUAUCUCGCCAUCAAAUUCAUCUAUCAAGGCGGUCAGACAGAGAUUGUCGGAGUUGACGUGGCUCAGGUUGGUUCUUCGAACUGGAGUUUCUUGAGCCGGCGAGGCAACGAUGCGGUGUGGGCGACGAGUAGAGUCCCAAGCGGCGCAUUGCAAAUGAGAUUAGUGGUGACUUCGGGGUACGACGGGAAGUGGAUUUGGGCGAAAAGUAGUGUUCUUCCGGCGGACUGGAAAGCGGGAUUCACAUACGAUUCCGGCGUUCAAAUAACGGAUAUAACUCAGGAAGGAUGCUCAUCUUGUGAUGAAGAACAAAUCUGAAGAUGAAUAUCACCAAACAUUAAUAAUUAUUAUUAAGUACAACAACAAGUAGUAGUAAAAGUUAAGAAAGGAUUUGUCGGAUAAAUAUAUUUCUUUCUUUUUUGUAAGCUGAAAAACACAUCAUAUAUAUUAAUCAUAACACCAUUGAUGAA
Messenger RNA from Impatiens glandulifera, 992 nucleotides. RefSeq names its product expansin-like A2. The coding region runs from base 37 to 840 and encodes 267 amino acids. Gene Ontology annotation, biological process: sexual reproduction. Lineage: Eukaryota; Viridiplantae; Streptophyta; Magnoliopsida; Ericales; Balsaminaceae. The transcript is spliced from 5 exons. Gene Ontology annotation, cellular component: extracellular region; plant-type cell wall; plasmodesma. The record is from RefSeq and is a predicted model, not a curated record.